AUGGCCCUGUCCACCUUCACACAGGCUGCAGGCGCAGUGGCGACGCACACCGUUGUGGCCAUUGUGUACCUGGGUGCCCUUAGCCGCCUCACACACGGCGUCUACACACCAGCCUUUUACGAGUACCAGCUGGAUCGGGCGCCAGAUAACGAGUCGACGCGGCUCAUCCCGUACGUCGACGCGGCGUUGGCGACGCUGGCGCUGGUGCGGGCCACGCGCUCGUACGCGCUGUUCUUCUGCUUCGCGUUCCAAGUCAUGGGCCUGGGAUUGAGGCUGCGGGAGGGCAAGGACGCCCUGCUAGACACGGCUCUGGCUGCGGCGACAGCAGUGGCUCUGGUCACGUCGGUGGUGAGGGACGUGAGAGUCGCUGCACGGUAG
This is a messenger RNA of Cordyceps fumosorosea ARSEF 2679, 378 nucleotides long. RefSeq lists its product as hypothetical. The record is from RefSeq and is a predicted model, not a curated record. Bases 1 to 378 code for a protein of 125 amino acids. The transcript has a single exon. Lineage: Eukaryota; Fungi; Ascomycota; Sordariomycetes; Hypocreales; Cordycipitaceae.